This is a messenger RNA of Cyprinus carpio (common carp), 1906 nucleotides long. RefSeq lists its product as uncharacterized. Gene Ontology annotation, cellular component: nucleus; cytosol. The record is from RefSeq and is a predicted model, not a curated record. Gene Ontology annotation, molecular function: calcium-dependent protein binding. Lineage: Eukaryota; Metazoa; Chordata; Actinopteri; Cypriniformes; Cyprinidae.
GUGGGGUUGGCAUUGGCAAGUUAUGAAUAUCAGGUGUAAUCCGCAAUCUGAAAAUCGAGGAAGUAUUUGAAUAACUGAAGUUUGUGGCAGAUUAAGUAGCACUUCGAAACGGAACAUUUUAUUGCAUCCGACAGGUGCAUGCACUUAGGCCAAGACCACAUUACGUGUCAUGCUUGGAUAAAACUGACCAGACACUCCUUUUUCCUCUUUCAAUCCUGACUGACUCCAGUUUAAAUAACAAUGUCCGAUGAUUCAUCUUUUCAAUUAAAACCACUAUCAGUAUAUUCACACAUGGUGUGCUCCAAACAGCAGUACUAUGCCAACAGCUCGGUUUACAACAUACGGUUACACAUUUCCCAUAAAGCAGCCGGAGCACGUAAAAGACGGCUGGAUGAUUCAUGUUUGGAUGAGACCUGCGAAGCCCCCCUGAAAAGACAGUGCAUCACAAGAACAUUUUCCCUGGAUCAGGGAUACUUUUCCGUGGACUUCCUAAACACAGUCCAGGGAUUGACACCUAUACAGCCAUCAAUAAUAUCAAAAGACGUCACACUGCCUCGGUCAAAGGUCAAUCAGCCUGUGACCCCUGUCGUGUCCACCCCUCUAGAUCAAGACCGGGAGAGCCUUCCCUCCCAGAUACCAGCUGUUAAAUGGGACAGAGAGGUUCCUGCAGUUCAAAUAUCAUUGCGUGCAUCUCUGAAUUUUGAUAUGUGCGGUUGUGUUUCUUUAGUUGGCUCUCAGGGACCUGUGAAAGGUGAGGACCGGGAGGUCUCGCACGAUCUUAUCCCAGUCCGUGAAUUAAAAUCCCACAUCACACCCCCAGAAACUGUUUCACCUCCAGUGAAGGAGGAGGAAGGAGUGUCUGUCAGUCAACAGGCAGAGCCCAAGGUGACUCUGGGAAAGGAAGAAACCACUGCAGAGAGCUUUGAGAGCGCACAGGUGAAGUCUAAGUUGGUUGUUCCAGACAACACGAAGACCACCAGCAAACCUGUGGUGUUUUGUGAAGAGGAGUGGGAGAGACGGAAGAAGACGUAUGUUGAGUCCGUAAAAAGACAUAUGAAAGAAAAAGGAGCAGCAAACGGUGUCAUCACUGAGCUGCAUACUUUGAUGAAUACUGUGGCCUGUCAUCAAACUGGAGGGAAUGGGCCACACUGGCAACAUCCGUCAGACUUCACAAGGAGGAAUUACCUUCAAUCCCAUUCCAGAUGUCUGUUAGUCUCCCUUGACGAGUGGCAAAAAAGAAACCAUCUUUUCCAUCGAUGCUUUACUAAAGUGCCAGACAUUUUCCACAGGAGCCCAGUGCUCUGAUUUAUUAUUUUUUACUUUCAUUGUUCUAUAUAUUUGUUGUCGCUGCUUAGCUUUUCUCUCUGUCGGCAUAAAGGUGGGGAUCAUUGAUUCAUGCUGCUAGUUAGUUGCUCACUGAGAAUCUGAUCCAUUUUUGUGUGUCUAUUUUGAUUUCACAGUGUGUGGUGUUUUUUUAUUUUAUUUGUUUUUUCAUUGUACAUUGUUGCAUGGUAGUACUUGACUCACUUUGUCGAGGGCAAAUGUUGCAGUGUUUCUUUAGCUAUUUUGUAAACUAAUUACAGGUGCUUCUUUUUUUUAGCAUUAAAUGCAUAUAGAGGCAUAUACCGAUUAAAAUAUUUAAUAUUUUGUGAGCAGGAAAAUAAUGUUGAACGUUUUUGUUACUCUAAGAAAGAGUCUGUAAUGUAUGUUGUGUCCUUUUGAUUGUUGAUUUGUUGAUUUGAUUUGUUACAUUUAAAGCAGUUUUAUAAACUUUAUACAUUUACAUUAUUUACUGCUAAAUGUUUCAAAUGUGUCAAUUAUUUGAUAUAUAACAAACUUAUUGUAUGUUGUUUUUUUGUUUUUUUACCCAUGUAACCUUGUAUUUUAAUAAGUUGCUAGCAAGUGA